GCUGGCAGCCAAUGACAGCUGUCUCUUACAAGAAGAUUUUCAGACAAAACCACACGAACAAUAAUACUGAACAAAGUGCAGAAGAUUCGCCUGGAGAUGCAAAAUAAACUAAAAUACGAAGUACCCACAUAUCACAACUGGUCGCAGCUUGCAAAGUUUUAUCACCCAUUACAAGCUGGAAGUAUAGACGGCACCGACACGUAUCCACAUGAUAAAGCAAUAUGGAGGGCAUUAUUUGCUAAAUAUAAACCAAACAAAAGAGUUGAAGGAAAUCCAGACUGUACCCUAUUUGUCGGCAGAUUGAACAGAGAUACUACAGAAGCAACUUUGAUUAGAUGUUUUUCAAAAUAUGGCAAUGUCAAAAGAUGCAGGCUUGUGAGAGAUGUUGUUACUGGACUCUCGAGGGGAUAUGCCUUUGUUGAGUAUGAAAAUGAACGAGAUGUUAAGAUUGCAUAUAGAGAAAUGUACCAAACAGAUAUUGAUGGACAUGAAAUUCUAGUUGACUAUGAGCUUGAAAGAAUGCUUAAAGGAUGGAUACCAAGGAGAUUGGGUGGUGGUCUUGGUGGGAAAAAAGAAUCAGGACAGUUAAGAUUUGGAGGCAGGGAUAGGCCUUUUAGACGACCAUUACCGGUCGAAGUACUGGGACAAGGACAUAUUGGCAGUAAUCAUGACAGAGAUCAGAACAGAGAAAACAAUCGCCCCAGAAGUUUUAACCGGGAUAGCCGUGAUUACCGCCGUGACAAUCGUGACAACCACCGUGACAGUCGUGACUACCAACGUGACAGUCGUGAUUACAAUCGUGACAGUCGAGAUCACAGUCGUGACUACGAUCGUGAUAGUCGGGAUUCUAACCGUAACAGUCGAGAUGACAGUCGUGAUCGUGAUUACAGUCGAGAUCGGAGCGGUAGUCGUAGUUUUGAUCGUGAAAAGGAUAGCUACAGAGAUGAAAGACCAAAGGAGGCUGAAGAUGAAGUUGAUCGAAAACGACGAUCCGACACCUCUCGAGAUCGUCGUGGAAGCAAACAUGAACGGGAUAGGAAUGAGAAAGAUCGACAUAAAGAAAGGCGAGAUCACAGCCGUCACGAUUCUCAUCGAGCAAAAGGGGAUUCGAGUAGAAAAGACAGAAAAUAGAGCCGAAACCUUACAAUUAGUUAAUGUGGUUUCCAGACUAUUGCUAUUUACGUCUCUUAAAUUAAUUUUAUAUUCAAAUUCCUAAUAAAAUAUUCAAUUUUAA
Actinia tenebrosa (Australian red waratah sea anemone) is the source of this 1234-nucleotide messenger RNA. RefSeq lists its product as uncharacterized. The record is from RefSeq and is a predicted model, not a curated record. Gene Ontology annotation, biological process: mRNA splicing, via spliceosome. NCBI's taxonomy places the organism in Eukaryota, Metazoa, Cnidaria, Anthozoa, Actiniaria, Actiniidae. Gene Ontology annotation, cellular component: precatalytic spliceosome. Gene Ontology annotation, molecular function: snRNA binding; mRNA binding.